This is a messenger RNA of Vigna radiata var. radiata (mung bean), 2685 nucleotides long. Its product is annotated as probable histone acetyltransferase HAC-like 1. Gene Ontology annotation, biological process: positive regulation of transcription by RNA polymerase II. NCBI's taxonomy places the organism in Eukaryota, Viridiplantae, Streptophyta, Magnoliopsida, Fabales, Fabaceae. Gene Ontology annotation, molecular function: transcription coactivator activity; chromatin DNA binding; histone acetyltransferase activity. The record is from RefSeq and is a predicted model, not a curated record. Bases 1 to 2685 code for a protein of 894 amino acids. The transcript has 14 exons. Gene Ontology annotation, cellular component: histone acetyltransferase complex; transcription regulator complex.
AUGCAUUGGGAGCAGAAAAAGUCAUCUGGUAUUGCAAAUAUUCUAGAAAACGAUCUAUUUAUGGAGGCUGCUUCACUGGAGGAGUAUAUCAACAGGAAAACAUUGGUUCAGCGGUUGAAGACAAAAGUCAGAAUGUUGGCUGCAAAUAAACGUUGUCAAGUAGACAAUACUAUUUCUUGCACAUCUAACACAUUGUCAUCUUCUGAGUCAUUGCAUUCUUGGUCUAAUGGAAGUCUAUCCGGACAUGCUUUUCAGAAAGUGCUCCAUCCUUGUAACAAUGUAACUGAUUAUGGUGCAGCAUAUAAUAGACAUGACUUAUCAAAAUGCAAUGAUUUGAAUGUGCUUUCUGAGUUUUCUGCUGCUUCUGUUGGGGAAAGCAAUUUGGAAACUAACUCCAAGUCAUUUGAAGCAUCCAAUCAUUUUCUUGAGUGUCUUUAUGAAGUCACGCAACCACCAACCAAAAGAAGAAAAGUGAAUUCUGAAACUGAGUGCAAGGUGGAUCAAAUUACAAAUCCAGUAUCUGAAAGCAAUACUUGGAUAAAACAUGAUUUAAGGAAUGAUACAUUUGGACAGCCUCUUGAACAAGAACCAAUUUUAUAUGAAGAGAAAAUGCAAGACAGAAGCACAUCCAAGCAAUAUGAGUCCAAUGCUAGAGAGGAAGUUAUUCAACCAAAAUAUGAAGAAAAGGGAAUGAAGUCCAUACAUCCAACAGCUGAUACUGUUUCCUCAACAGCUGAAUUUUUAACAAGAAAUCGAAUAGAGGAACACAUUAUAAGUCUCAGAAAGCAAGAUGAUAAUAAUGGUACAACGGAUGGAGAAUCUUACAAAUGCCAAUUAUGUUCAAUGGCAAGGCUGUACUUUGGCCCUGAGCCAAUUUAUUGCAUUUGUUGCGGCACCAUCAUCAGGCAUAAUGCAUGUUAUUACUAUAGAAGAGAAGAAGAGGACACACAUAAUUGCAUUUGUACUACAUGCUAUAGGAAAGCCCGAGGUGGGAACAUAACAUUCAACGGGACAACUGUUUCCAAGACGGAUCUUUGCAAAACUAAAAAUGAUAGAGAAUGUGAAGAAGCGUGGGUUCAAUGCAGUAAAUGCAAAAAUUGGCAGCAUCACGUAUGCGCACUCUAUAACAAUAGAAAAGAUUUGGACAACAGUGCUGAAUAUAUCUGCCUUUUAUGCUGCCUAAACGAAAAUAGAAAUGAUGUGCGUGUACCCUUUGAUGCUAAAGACUUCCCGAGAACCAUGCUUAGUGACCACAUAGAGAGGUGGCUUUUGAAGCGUCUCAGUCAAAUUGAAAGGAAUAAGAUUCCAGAGGGUUUUGUAGCAGACAAUCUUUCUGUUAGGGUUGUGCUAUCUGUGGACAAACAUAUUGAAGUGAAGAAACAAUUUCUGGAUAUCUUUGAGGGGGAUAAUUAUCCUGCAGAGUUUUCUUACGCUUCAAAAGUUAUUCUUCUGUUUCAAAAGAUUGAUGGAGUGGAUGUGUGCCUCUUUGCAAUGUAUGCUCAAGAGUUUGGCUCAGAAUGUGGCUAUCCAAAUCAGCGUUCUAUAUAUAUUUCAUAUCUCGAUUCGGUUAAGUAUUUUAGGCCCGAAAUACAUAUCUCUGCUGCAGAAUCUCUCCGUACCUUCGUUUACCAUGAAAUAUUGAUCGGAUAUCUCGAUUUUUGCAAGAAAAGAGGUUUUACAACUUGUUACAUAUGGUCCUGUCCACCUACAAAGGGAGAAGAUUAUAUAUUCUACUGUCAUCCUGAAUCUCAAAAAACUCCGAAAAAAGAUCAACUACGACAUUGGUAUCAUUCUGCACUAAGAAAGGCUGUUGAACAGGAUAUUGUUGUUGGUGUAUCAAACCUAUACGAUUAUUUCUUUGUUCCUACUGGAAAACGUGAAUCCAAGGUAACGGCUGCUCGUUUGCCUUACUUUGACGGAGACUUCUGGUCUGGUGCAGCUAUGGAUAAAGCCAGUGAGAUUGAACAGCAUACUGGAGGAAACCGAGAAAAGAUUAUGAAAUUAAUACCAAGCAGAUCUUUGAAGUGGAUGGGAUGUGUAAAUCUUUCAAAAGGAACUGCCAAAGAUAUUCUAGUGAUGCAGAAGCUGGGACAAACCAUAUCACCUUUCAAGGAAGAUUUUAUGGUAGUUCAACUUCAGUAUGUUUGCAUCCACUGCCAUAAAGUGAUAGAGUGUGGGAAGCGAUGGUUUUGCAAGGAGUGCAAGAUAUUUCAGGAGUGUGAAAGAUGUCACACUUUUGAUUCACACAUUUCUGUAAAAGCCGAGAAGCACAAACUUUAUGAGGUCCUUAUGGAAGGCAUCCUUCGUGAUACACCUAAGGAGAAAGAUAUCAUCAUUAAUAAUAAUGGGUUAUUUGAUACCAGAUAUAACUUUCUUAGCUUUUGCCAAAGGAAUAGAUUUCAGUUUGAUUCACUCCGUCGAGCCAAGUAUUCCUCAAUGAUGAUCCUCCAUUUUUUGAGCAAUUCUACAACUAUGACUGAUGGAAUAAGUUUCACUCAACGUCUUUCGUCCGUCUCUGGUAAUACUCUUUCCUUCUCCGAAAGUCCAUCAAUUACCUCCGAGAAGCUAAAUGGAAAAAAUUAUCUAUCACGGUCUGCUGCCAUUGAAAUGUGGUUCCUUGGCCUAGGGAUUUAUGACCACCUUGAGCGAGAUGGAAGCCAUGUGCCUUCUGAAAAAGCUUAUUAG